UAGGUAGCGCGCUAUAUGAAGAGUCAUCGGAUCAAGACGGCAUAAAAUGAACUGUGUAUGUGAAAACUGCCGUAUCAUUUCGGCAUCGGGAUCCGGGUCAGGAAAUAUGGAUGACUUUGGGGAUAGCAAAUUUAGCAACAACGGCAGAGAUUCAUCGCCAAUAUUUAUUGCUGCCGAAACGGCCAAUGACAUCCCCAGGAUUGGUGGCUCUAUCUCCAUAUCAGGUGAUACAAGGCAGGCACAGGCCGCGGAUCUGGCUGGGGAGCCGGGAUUGUGA
This is a messenger RNA of Blastomyces gilchristii SLH14081, 277 nucleotides long. RefSeq lists its product as uncharacterized. NCBI's taxonomy places the organism in Eukaryota, Fungi, Ascomycota, Eurotiomycetes, Onygenales, Ajellomycetaceae. The coding region runs from base 47 to 277 and encodes 76 amino acids. The transcript has a single exon. The record is from RefSeq and is a predicted model, not a curated record.